AUGAAAGUUGCAAAGCUGGGUAAUACGUCCGGUGCACCUUGCAUUGCAAUUCAAUUGGGCGCAAAACUCAAGCAAGGGGAACACGAAGAUUGCCAUCGGAAUGGGAACAAUGUCGUCAGCCGACCUUCCAACUUGGAAUCAACGCAUGCUUCUUACAACCUUCACGCCUGCCACAUUCAAAACAAGACUGACGAGGAAUGGGAUCGAAGCGAGUAUACUCUGUACAUAGGGUUCGACGUUGGACACGGCUUCUUUGAUGAUCCCACAAUUCUUCCAAAGAUUGACGAAUUUCUGAAAUCCUUGGUCGUAGAUAAACCGCUGAAAUUCAAGUACAUCCGGUUACCUUACAGCUAUGGAUGGGUCACCUACAUCUGGAAUGCGCUGUUUGCCCUCGCAAUCCGAGAUGGUACCGACUUCUUUUUUCAAGUCAAUGACGAUCUUGCGCUUAAAGGGACCAAGUGGAGCACUUACUUUGUCGAUGCUCUAGAGAAAAAUAAUGGAUUCGGAGUCGCCGGACCAUGGGAUCCACGCCAUAACGGACGACUUCUGACUCAAGCUUUUGCUGGAUGA
Messenger RNA from Spizellomyces punctatus DAOM BR117, 570 nucleotides. RefSeq lists its product as uncharacterized. The transcript is spliced from 2 exons. Bases 1 to 570 code for a protein of 189 amino acids. The record is from RefSeq and is a predicted model, not a curated record. NCBI's taxonomy places the organism in Eukaryota, Fungi, Chytridiomycota, Chytridiomycetes, Spizellomycetales, Spizellomycetaceae.